Molecule: messenger RNA, 1877 nt
Organism: Pelobates fuscus (common spadefoot toad)
Lineage: Eukaryota; Metazoa; Chordata; Amphibia; Anura; Pelobatidae
Gene: LRRC61
Product: leucine rich repeat containing 61
Exons: 1
Coding region: 143-925 (260 amino acids)
Molecular function (GO): protein binding
Source: RefSeq, a predicted model, not a curated record
UCCUGAGACUGUAAGAGGAACGUAUUCUGAUCCUGAGAUUGUAAGAGGAAUAUAUUUCAAAUUGAAAGUACACCAGAUUUACUUUUAUAAAGAACCCUCUCAAAAAAAAAAAAGUAUAAAGAUUUUUUGGAUUUAUUUCAUCAUGGAGAACAGGAGCAGCAAAGAACACGAUGCAGAAAAUGCCCGUAUUACACACCAAAUGCUUAAAUCAAGAACAGGAGAGUUUGAUUUGGAGUCUAUCCUCUUCCUGAAGCUCAGGGGCGUAGGACUUUAUGAACUGGGGUGUAUUGGAGAAUGCUUAAACCUUGAACGUCUAGACCUGUCCAACAAUCACAUCACUCAUUUAGGUCCGUUGUCUUCUCUUAAGCUGAUGGUGGCCCUAAACGUGGCCUGUAAUAGGAUAUCGUCUGUGGAACCCUUGGCAUCCUGUGAAAACCUGCAAUCUCUAAACGUGUCUGGAAACCUGUUAUGCAGCGUUGAUAACCUUCAAUGCUUGAGGGGCCUACAUAGGCUGGAAAGCAUCCGGCUGAGGGAUCCUGUACACAAUCUGAGCAACCCUCUAUGUAACAAUGGGGCCUACAGGCACUCUGUGCUAGACACCAUCCCCAGUGUUCAAGUAGUCGAUGGGGAGAGGGUCACUGGUUGUGGGAGUGACCUCUACCAUCUUUGCAAGGACAUUGAUAAUUCACUGAAGAGGUUUGUCAGUAAUGGGGCAAUAGACGUGCUAAAGUCAGUCAAACCUUGGGUAGAAGAAGGUUACUGGGAGCUAAAACCAGCCCAUAGUACCAUCAUUGAGGAGACGUAUAAGCAGUUUAAUGAUGUUCUUCAGGAGUGUAAAGAGCUGAGUAAGAGGGCAGACGACACAAUCGCUCAAGCUGAAAGGGCUUUCAACAUAAGACAUGAGCCCAACAGCUACGUAUUCUAAGUCUCUUCACCUUCCACGGGCAGAGAGGCCACCAUAUGCAUCAUCUUCAGGAACCACCGCUGGCUCUGCACUAUAGGGUAUCUUAAUGCUGACUUCUACUCGAUCAGUACAGGUUUUUGAUUUUGUUGAUUCUAAUUUGGAGAAAUCCUCCAUUAUAUUACAUUGAUAAUGUUUUCAGACUCAAAUUUGCGUAACGAUUUUCAAACCAAUCACAAUCUGAAAAUUCACAGGCUAUUUUGCAUCGAAUAAUACCGACGGUCAGAGAACAUUAUCAUGUAAAAACCUGUCCUAUAUAGUUCAUCACGCAAUGCUGAGCUUGAUCGGCUGAUAUUGCAAGGUUAAUGACAAAGUCACAGCUAAAUGUAUGAAAGAAAAAUGCUAAAUGUUAAAAAGAAAUAUAUUUACUGCUAAUGUUCUUCUAUAGCUCCCACUCAGUAUUUAGAAAAAAAUUAAUUAUGCAAAAUUUACCAGUAAUCCAGUGCCGGGUCAGUGUCCUCGGUGCAGCCACCCCCCCUCUGUCGAAGUGAUGAGAUGUUCUUUAUAGGAAAAUGGGGAUGAAAUCUUUAUAUCCUUGUUAUGCAGACAAUAAGGAGACAUUGUUUCUUUAAUAUAAAUGGUUUUAUUAUUGUGUGACAGAGAGGCUAACACUAGACAUGUGCAUUCGUUAUCGAUGAAUCAAAUUUUGUCUGAAAUGUAUCCGAAUUUCUUCUGAAUUCCAAAUUGAACAGCACUCGAAAUUGCCGAAAAUUAAAGUUUUCUUAACAAACUGUCUUGAACAUUACUGAAUCCAUUUGUUUUCAUAAGGAUAGCAGAUUAGGGACUUAUAUAUUAAGCAACUGAAACAGCAAAAAUUAACAAAAUGGCUUUUUAGACUGUUUAGUAGCUAGCUCCCUAAUUUGGUAUUGCCGUAAUUAAGGGUACUGAAUUAGGGACUUAUCUACUAAGUGAAUGA